Molecule: messenger RNA, 1059 nt
Organism: Thyridium curvatum
Lineage: Eukaryota; Fungi; Ascomycota; Sordariomycetes; Thyridiales; Thyridiaceae
Exons: 4
Coding region: 1-1059 (352 amino acids)
Biological process (GO): ubiquitin-dependent protein catabolic process; protein deubiquitination
Cellular component (GO): cytoplasm
Molecular function (GO): cysteine-type deubiquitinase activity
Source: RefSeq, a predicted model, not a curated record
AUGAGCAGGUCCUCGGCUUGUCGAUCGCUAAAUGGAACCAAGUCCCCGGUUGCUGUGGUAUCCAAUAACCUGGAAAGUAUGCACCGAAAGUCGGUGAUCUCGUCCGACGACGCGAGGAACUCACUUGGAGCAUCUUUGAUGGCGCAGACCGAGGUCAGUCGCCGAAACUACAUGCAGAAGGCAUUUCGGUGGGACGAAUCUACACAUCAGCUUUUCGCGAAACCGAAAGCGAAAGAUACUGAGCAGCGGCUGGUCGUCACCGCGGAGAUGAUCAUCGAUACGGUCGACCGCCGUGGUCCUGUUCAGCGCUUGCGUCACAAGCAAGCUGAGGUGCGCAAGAUGCCGUACCGAAAGCACUACACGCCUCUCGAAUCCAACCCAGCCCUCUUCACCGAGCUGAUCCAUACACUCGGUCUCUCCAGCGACCUGGAGUUCUACGACGUCCUGUCACUGGACGACGUCGACCUCCUCGCCCUCGUCCCGCGCCCAACCCUCGCCCUCGUUCUCGUGUUCCCAACCUCCCCCGACUACGAGACGGAAAUCACCGACAAGGACAAGGAUGCCGCCGAAUACGCAAAGAGUGGAGAGGAAGAGGAUGUGAUUUGGUACAAGCAAACCAUCAACAACGCGUGCGGACUUUACGGCAUACUACACGCCGUCAGUAAUGGCGUCGUGCGGGACUUCAUUCUCCCUGACUCGCACCUGUCCCAUCUCCUGGCUUCUUGUACGCCCCUAAAACCUCUAGACCGUGCCACCCUUCUAGAAGACGACGAGCAGCUUGAGUCAGCUUAUAAAGCAGUCGCUUUACAAGGGGACUCGGAAGUUCCAGGCAACCCGGAGGACGAGGUCGACUUUCACUAUGUCUGUUUCGUCAAGUCUCACAAGAACGGCCACCUGUACGAGCUUGACGGCGACCGGAAAGGUCCCGUGGACUGGGGAAGGUUGGAUUCGGAGGAUGAUGUUCUUUCCGAGAAAGGCCUUGGUGUCAUCCGCGAGUUCAUUGGAGGUAUUUCGCGCGGCGUGGGUUUUAGUCUGCUUGCCUUGGCUCCGGCGGAGUAG